Messenger RNA from Cladocopium goreaui, 2873 nucleotides. The record is from the annotation of a GenBank genome assembly. Lineage: Eukaryota; Dinophyceae; Suessiales; Symbiodiniaceae.
GUGGGAAUGCAACGGAUGCCAUGGCCGUUGCCGCUUCUCCCGUGGCCUGUGCUAGUGCCUGCGCAUGGGGCGCAUGGGGCGCAUGGGGUGCAUGGGGUCAGGGACAGUUUGUUGGCACGGGAUUCCAUUGAAAGCGUCCAAGAGUGGCAUGACAGCCUGGCCGAUGAAACAGCUGCACUGAGAGAUAUCUCUUCAGAUGUUUGUUGGCAUGCUGGCUUCACCAAAGAACGAUGUUGCCGUGGUGAUCCUUCAACAACAAAGGAUUGCUGGGAUGGCAGCUACAGUUUCGGAGAAUGUUGCCCAAAUGCUGACUGCUGGAUGGGUGAGACCUUCACCUAUGAUUUUUGUUGUGCUGAUAGGCAUGGCCCAGAAGGCAAUCAAGCCUGUUGGAGUGGAGAUUUUACACACCAGCUGUGCUGCUUAGCGAAUGCAACCUCGAAUAGUUGGGCAGAUAUCUUGGCAUCCGAGAUUGAAACCGAACAGUUCUACCAAAUGGACGACUUCUACACAGAUGCACAAUACGGUGACGAGUGGGGCUACUACUCCAAGGGGCAUGUCUUGCUGGGUGGCGGUAAAGGUGGCCAAGGUCAAGAGCAAACUCAGCAGUUUGCCCACUUUACAACUUAUCCCAUGGCCCUCUCGCCCCAUUUUGCCAGAGUUUUUUGUCGGCUCCUCUUCAUUAUGUGGGUUCAGUUGCACGAGCGCGCCCCUUUCCGAGUGGUGGAAAUGGGUGCAGGUUCUGGGCAGUUGGCAUAUGACACGCAGCAGUGUGUCCGGACCAAUGCCCUGGGCCUUGCGCCAGCUGUGUGGCGGAGAUGGGCUGCGGCAUUCGAGUACACCAUCAUGGAGAGGUCUCCAGCCCUGCGAAAGCGGCAGCAGUCCAGAGGGCUGCGAUCAGUGGCGGGAGAUGCGCAAUCGACGGGCAGCUGCAAGUCAGUGCUUGCUGCUUUGGCGGCAUCUGCUGCAUGCACAGGCGGAGAGGGUGUUGAUGCUCUUGACGCUCCAGAAUGCAGAGCCAAUGAAAGAGGCACUGCAGAAGCUGGAGCAUCCGUGGUUCUGUCCAACGAGUUGCUGGAUGCCUUCGCUCCAGUGAAACUGCGGUUCUCUUUAUAUGGGAAGCCAAACAUUACGAGCUGCCGAUCUUGGCAGGAGGUCCGUUUGGUGCAUACCAUCACUCAGGAGAAGCUGAGAACUCUGCUGCACGUUCUGGGCUACUCAGAGGACGCAGCAGAGGGGACCAUCUCCCAAGUGCAGGGCUGGACUGAUGCGACCUUUUGCGCAAUGGCAAACACCACCAUUGGGCUGGAGGUCCAGCAGCAGGUUGCCGCGAACACCUCCUGCUUAGCCAUCACUUUCAGUCUCAGCGAAUUGGUGAACCAUUUAGAUUUGGGAGUUCCCUUUGCGUCGCACAAUAUGCGGAUGCGGAUCAGGAAAGACACCAAGCUGUCCGACCGGCUGCGCCUAAUCACUGAGCGGCUCAAUCGUGAGUUGGAGACAUCUGUCGCUUUACCCCGUGAUGUCUACCGACAGGUCCGGCAUCAGCUCCGUGACGUGCCAGAUCUUGAGGCUGACUUUUUGCAUUCUGUCCAGACUCAUCUUUUCCCUGUAUCCAUCACAAAGGAAAGGUGUGAUGACUUGGAGUGGUGGUUCAAAGCCCACGAAGCAAGAAUCGCCAAGCUGGCUCUCUUCUAUCGUGGAUUGGGAUACCCUGCCCUGCAUUUGGUGGUCCGGCCUGGCGAGGAUAAUUUCAUUGACUUGGUGGAUUGCCUGCUGGGCCCUACAGGUGGAUUUAAGCUGAGCCUAGACUACGGAGCCAACUUCGAGGGGCUCGCCCACAGCCUCAGCGUGGACGGUGACAAUGAUGGGAUUUUUGUACCUCCAAUCCCGCAUGAACUGAUGGAAGGCCUGCCCGAGUGCCAUAACCUUUGGCCAAAGUGUGCCGGGCGAAUAGACUGGACCACCUUCGUUGACUUCACGAACCUGGCUGCGGCGGGCGAACGCCGUGGUUGGCGGACAGUGUUCUAUGGCCCACAGAACCUCCUGGAGCAAGUCAGUCGGCUAAAUCUCACUCUGAAUGGCAAUUCUUACUCUGUUCCUGGCUAUGCUGUGCUGCAACAAGAUGGCUGGGUAUCCAGACAUGUCAAGGGCUGGUACGGUCGUGAGAGCGACAUGGAUGGGACGGGUGUGCAGAGGUGGACAUCUUUCAAAGCGUUGCUGCUUGAGAAGCCUUCUGCCAAAGAAGCUCAGUCACCAAUCCUUUUCCCGUCUUGGCACCUGGACACCCGACUAACAGAUCCCUGCUGGAGCUUCGAUCCUUCGACCGUACCCUUAGCAGACUGGAUCCCACGACAAGGGAAGGAUUCACAUGAUGCCUUGACCAAGCUCACAGAUGAGAUCAACCAAAAGUUGGGCCGCCAGUAUGCUGAGGGCUACGAAGAAGCUCAGUUGGCUGUCCGCCUGGUCGAUUUCCUGGUGGCUAAGUCUGGUUGCGACGCGGUCCGUCCGGCCACAGUAGCUGCAAUCCUGGAACGGCCCGGCAAGUGGGAAGUGUUGAGAAGACGCUUGCUGAAUAAGUGGGGUGAGAUGUGGGGCGAGGAGACCGUCACUCGAGUUGCUCGUGGAAUCCUUGAGCGCCUUGCAUCCGGAGAAGAGGAGGAAGCGACGUGGCCGUUUGCAUGCGCCGGCCAGCAGGCAGCCAUGCUCCUGUGUGCUACGCCAGGUGGUGCCAGCAAAGCUGGGAGCCGACUGUAGGAAAUGCUGACAGAUGCUGACAGAUGCUGACAGCGUUCAGAUUGUUGGCCUUUUGUGGUGCAGUCUCACUGCCUGGCAUAAAGGCAAGUGCCACGGGUGCAAAAAAUGAAGCAAAAAACGCU